Somion occarium is the source of this 1458-nucleotide messenger RNA. The record is from the annotation of a GenBank genome assembly. NCBI's taxonomy places the organism in Eukaryota, Fungi, Basidiomycota, Agaricomycetes, Polyporales, Cerrenaceae.
CGGCCUUCCACCAGUUUACCUUUUUAGGUACCAAUCUAUGGCAAGAUAAUAUUGGUCCCGCAGCCGGCCGCUGCUGCUCGCAGUUACCCCAAACACCGUAAGAGGCAACAAGUAAGCCCAAGAUCCGGGAAAACUCUCAGUGAAUUGACACUGCCUUGAGAGUGAAGCACAAUUUCGAAACUGAGUUAGAUAAACAGGUACCUUUGGGCAUAAAGCGGUUCGACGAAGAUAACCAUAAUUACUCAGGUUUCCUGUAGCAGCACGGCCGCAUUUGAGCUGCGCUUCUGGUCGCUGAACUUACUUAUCGCAUGUCGGCAUCACUUGGGGUUUCUACGGCAUAUCUAGAUGCAGUGUUUCAAAGGUCAGGUCGCGAGGGUCAAGAUCGUCAUGACCCUUGACGGCUUGACUGUCAAGGUCAAGGGUCAGACGUUGGGUCAAGGGUUUCCGAGGCCACGUGGAAAGUCCUUCGACGGAAGGACGCCUGCCCCGUUUGUCUACGUGAUCCACUGUGGAUCAUACAAUGUCUUGAGCGAAUUUUGUUCACCCAAUCUCUUACACUACGGAACUACUUUAAUCAAUGAUACACAAAUUGUUUUGAUUCAUUUUAGGGAAUAAAAUAGGAUGCAGGGGUUGAUUCCUCAUUCCAAGCCCUCUCUUCUCCCAUGCACGCUGUCUGGCAGUACUACCGCACGCUCAAGGAUGCGGAAGGGCAUCUUGUCAAGUACAAGAAUGACAGGACCCAUAAUGCCACCUGGUGCCUUGCAUGCUUCAACCGAAAAGUCGAAAGCAUUGAGAUGUCAGAGAGGAAUAGGUACCUUCUUGAUCCCUUGACAGUGGUACGUGAUCGCAAGGCUAUCGAGAGUGACGUGUACAGUUCCGUAAAUCCUGUCGCGGGAAAGAUUGAUGAUCUUCUCCAUCACCUGUCAGAGUGUGAGAAGGCGAAUCCAACGAUACAGGCAUGGGCACAUCGCGAGUUGAACUUGCGUAAAGGAAAGGAGAACUGGGCUCCCACUGCCCCCUACUCCAUUCUCGAUACUAUCAGCGGUACUCCCAUUGUCCUCGGUAACACACCUAAGCGACCGCGGCUCUCAGGUUCAUUUGACGACCUGGAUGUCUCAACAGUUCACAAUGGUCAACCCUUCCCACCUAAUCUUCAAAAGGAAUUCAACGCCGAUGUCUGCGAGGUGUUCAUUGCAAAUGGCUGGGCCUGGAACGGUGCAGCUAAUCCGGUCUGGAUGAAUUUCAUCCAGAAGUGGAUUCCCAGUGCAGAGAGACCCUCUCCAUACACGUUGUCAGGUCCAGUGUUGAAUGGGAAGGUUGCGGAGAUUGAGGAAUGAGUAAAGGUGUCAGUCUCAGGAAGGGUCGGUACUGGUCAGUGUGAUGGGUGGAAGAACCGAUCGAGAAUGAAUGUAGUCUCAACUUUGGUAACAGUCCAGGGUCAGGUAAAUACUAUUUUCA